UGUAUUUUUGAAACCAAACAAAUGUGUGUUUUCAUCAGGGUAAAUGCAAUUUCCCUUUUCCCUCUAUCCACAGCUGAACCUGACGAGUCAGGUAAACAUGAAGCAAGAUGCAAAAUAUGGAAGCAGCUCGCGCGACUCGUUAUUCCACUUUGGAUUCGUUGAACAAAAUUUUCAAGCCGAUGGCUCUUUCUUUCUCCCAAUCGAUCUCUCACCCUUCUCUGCAUCAUCUGAAACAACCUCUUGCUCCGCAAUUGUUCAAAAACACAUCUUUAUCGAAGGCCAACAUUGACUUGCUGAAAUUCCCUUACAUUCGAUGCUCUUCAAGCUUCGACGAAAAGUCCAGCAGUUCUCUCAGAACUUGCAAGAAUUGCAAAAGUCAAUACGACCCUGCACUCAAUCACCCUCGUGCUUGUCGGUUUCACACUGCCCAUUUCGGAGGAGAAACUAAGAGGAAGUUUGAGAGUGUGUAUAAAGGUGGCACCAUGGAUACUCCUGAUUCUGGUAAGGUUUUUCAGUACUGGCACUGCUGUGGCUCUGAAGAUCCAUUUGACCCUGGUUGCACAGCCGCUCCACACUCCUCUUAUGAUGACUGAUACAAUGAGUUUUGAUGAAAUCUUCAAAAUACCUUUUGGGGUCUUGCAGAGAAUUUUGAUUAUUGGAGAGGCCUCAGCUAUGGCAUUGUGUGCAAAGUGAUUCUUGCUCAACAACGACGAUUAAUCAUUCUGCUAAAUGAGAUAAGCCAUUUCAUUUGGUUAAACAUUGCAUAAGAUCACUUUCUGUGAUACUCUUUUUAGUACCAAACAAUGGAAUUUUCUUUAGUAUUUUUUUUGUUCACGCUGGCUGAUGUAGUUUGUGCUUGUAUCCAUCUAUCGUUUGAUGAUGUGUGCAUCAGAUUUAACUUGGUUAUAUGUGUCUGAAUUUAUGAUCUGUUUUAUGCCUUCUCCGGCUAACUUUUUUUCUUCCGUGAAAAUGGAGACAUAAUAAAAUUCAAAGUCUGCUUGAAGGUA
Messenger RNA from Neltuma alba, 1007 nucleotides. RefSeq lists its product as uncharacterized. The coding region runs from base 108 to 593 and encodes 161 amino acids. The transcript is spliced from 2 exons. NCBI's taxonomy places the organism in Eukaryota, Viridiplantae, Streptophyta, Magnoliopsida, Fabales, Fabaceae. The record is from RefSeq and is a predicted model, not a curated record.